AUGGAGGAUGAUGAUAAUGUUGCGCAGCAGGAAUCUGAUCCAUGGGUCUCUGUAAGUAUUUCGAGGGGGAUGCCUCAUUCUGAUGAUGAGCAAGGUCCGGUUUCUUGGGCUAAUCAGGUUGAAACUGGGCACUUUCAAGAAUCGGGAAAAGCAAUCUGGGCUAAAUUUAAAGAAUCUCUACCUUCAUAUGGGGGUAUGCAGUUGCAAUAUUCGGAACCAAUGCAUAGGGAUGGUCAGAUAAUUACUAAAUUGGACUUGGAAGAGAUUAAAGUUGAAGCAUCCUUUUGGAAAUCAGCUUUGAUUUUUGUUGUGAUAGGAGCUAAUCCUCCAUUAGCCAUCUUUGAAAGAUUCAUAAAAAGGAUUUGGGGCAAACUUGGUAUUGAGAGAGUGGCUCGCCUGAAUUCAAGUUUCACCAUGGUGAAAUUUUGUGAUGAAGCUACCCGUGACUUGGUUCUCGAAGCUGGUGUGGCUCACUUCGACAAGAAACCUGUCAUCCUUCGACCUUGGACAACUGAUCUAGACUCCUUGAGGUUAGUAAAAACAAUACCGGUGUGGAUUAGAUUACCUGAACUUGGGUUACAAUAUUGGGGUGUCAAGUGUUUGAGUGCUCUUGUUAGCACAAAUGGGAAACCAAUUAUGGUGGAUAAGAUUACCAAGGAUAGGACCAUGUUAAGAUUUUCCCGAGUCUUGGUGGACAUGGAAAUAGCUGAUCAGCUUCCUCAAUUUAUCAACUAUCUCAAUAAGCGGGGACAGGUUAUGGAACAGCCGAUUGAGUAUGAGUGGCUUCCAACUAAGUGCUCUAAUUUUAAGAAGCUGGGGCACUCUUCAAGCUCUUGCAAGUUUGAAGCCAGAACUGUCUGGAGGAAGAAAGAAUCUCAGAACAUACUAGAACCUGUUCAGCAGAAGGUUGAGGAUGCUGUCAAUUUGAAGCAGAGCAGUGCUGUAAUGAUUCAGAAGCCUCCUCAAGCAGAAGCUCCAGUUGGUGCUGGGUCGAGUGAUACUAGUUGA
Messenger RNA from Humulus lupulus (European hop), 1008 nucleotides. RefSeq lists its product as uncharacterized. Bases 1 to 1008 code for a protein of 335 amino acids. NCBI's taxonomy places the organism in Eukaryota, Viridiplantae, Streptophyta, Magnoliopsida, Rosales, Cannabaceae. The record is from RefSeq and is a predicted model, not a curated record. The transcript has a single exon.